Molecule: messenger RNA, 2199 nt
Organism: Gilbertella persicaria
Lineage: Eukaryota; Fungi; Mucoromycota; Mucoromycetes; Mucorales; Choanephoraceae
Product: eukaryotic translation initiation factor eIF2A-domain-containing protein
Exons: 3
Coding region: 1-2199 (732 amino acids)
Biological process (GO): translational initiation
Cellular component (GO): eukaryotic translation initiation factor 3 complex
Molecular function (GO): RNA binding; translation initiation factor activity; translation initiation factor binding
Source: RefSeq, a predicted model, not a curated record
AUGCCCGGUGUCGAUUGGAAGAACCUCCCUGAACGCGAGGAAGAUAUCAACUUUGACGAUAUUUAUGAAAAGCAUAGAAUUACUACUGAAAAUGAUUUCGACACCAUUGUCGUUGUAGAUGGCGCACCUAUUGUUGACGAAGCCAAAGAAGAAAAGUUGUUGGCUGUCUUGAACAAGCUCUUCACCAAGGGUGCUGGUGAUAUUAAGGAAAAUGGUAUUUGGAUGCCCAUGACUCCUAACGAAGAAGGAAAGAAGACUAGCUCAGGUUAUCUCUUCAUUGACUUCAAGUCUGCCGAAUCUGCACAUGCUGCUGUCAAGAACUUGGAUGGACACAAGUUGAGUAAGACUGUCACUUUGUCUGUCAACAAAUUCACAGACGUUGAGAAAUACAGUGAUAUGAGUGAAGAAUACGUUGAACCAGAAAUCCCUCCUUACACACCAAAGGAACACUUGAAGAGCGCAUUGAUGGAUCCUCUUGCUCGCGAUCAAUUUGUUAUGUACAGAGGUGAUGAUGUUUCUAUCUUUUGGAACAGAAAGACUGAAGCCCCCGAACAUGUCUACACUAGAACUAACUGGACAGAAACCUAUGUACAAUGGUCACCUAAGGGUACUUAUCUCUCUACAUUCCACACUCAAGGUAUUGCUCUUUGGGGUGGUCCCUCAUGGAACAAGAUUGUUCGAUUUGUUCACCCUGGUGUCAAAUUGAUUGAUUUCUCUCCUAAUGAACGUUACCUUGUUACUUGGUCUAACGAACCUAUCAGCUUGGCUAGAUUGCCUGAAAGCGGUCAUCCUUUCAGCGAAUACGAUGAAGGUAACCAAAUCAUCAUUUGGGAUAUUAAGACUGGUUCUUUGCUCCGUACUUUCCCUCUUGUCCAAACCUCUGGUGAAGAACAAAAGACUGUUCGCUGGCCCAUGUUCAAAUGGUCUGCUUCUGAAAAACACUUUGCUCGUGUUGUUCCUGGCCAACAAUUGUCUAUCUAUGAAGCUCCCUCUAUGGGUUUAGUUGGCAAGAAGUCUGUUAAGAUUCAAGGUAUUGUUGACUUUGAAUGGUCCCCUGCUAAGGGUGAUACUUCUGAUGCCAAGAUCUAUCAAAAAGAAGAAGUGUUGGCUUACUGGACUCCUGAAGUGGGUAACCAACCUGCUCGUGUCUGUAUGAUGUCUGUUCCCUCCAAGGAAGUUAUUGCUACAAAGAACUUGUUCAAUGUCUCAGAAUGUAAGCUUUACUGGCAAAACCAAGGUCACUUCUUGGCUGUCAAGGUUGACCGUCAUACCAAGACUAAGAAGUCUACUUUCUCCAACAUUGAAAUCUUCCGUGUCAAGGAAAAGAACAUUCCUGUUGAAACAAUUGAAAUGAAGGACCCCAUGCUUGCUUUUGCUUGGGAACCUUAUGGCGAAAGAUUUGCUACCAUCACUACCAGUGAUCCUAACUAUGGUGCUACUCCUGCUCAAGGUCAAAACCCUGCUACUAUUAAGACUGAUGUCAAGUUCUUCUACCUUGACACUUCCAAGAAGGCUAAUGCUGGUUUCAAAUUGAUGAAGUCUCUUGAUAAGAAGACUGCUAACUACCUUUUCUGGUCUCCCAAGGGCCACAACAUUGUGUUGGCUACUUUGCGUUCUUCUUCUGUCUUUGAUCUCGAAUUCUACGAUAUUGAUUUUGAACCCCUUUCAAGCGACAAGAAGAACAAGAACGAUGUGGGUGCCAGUGUUCAACUCUUGUCUACACAAGAUCAUUAUGGUGUCAGCGAUGUUGAAUGGGAUCCUACUGGUCGUUAUGUCGUUACUGGUUCCAGUAUGUGGCGUCAUUCUGCUGACCAUGGUUUCUGUAUUUGGGACUUUAAGGGUCAACUCUUGUUCAAGCAAAACAUUGAAAACUUCAAGCAAUUGUUGUGGCGUCCUCGCCCUGAAAGCUUAUUGACUGCUGAACAAAAGAAGAAGAUCAAGAAGAACCUCCGUCAAUAUUCUAAACAAUUCGAUGAAGAAGAUCUCGCUAUUGGUGAUGCUACUGCUGCCAAACUUCAUGCUGAGCGUAGAAAGGCUAUUGAAGAAUGGUAUGCCUGGAGAAAGACUACUGAACGUAAGCUUGAAGAAGAACGUAAGGCCUCAGGCAAGCAAGUUCAAUUGGCUGAUGAAGGCAAGUCUGAAGUGGUUGAAGAAUGGGUGGAAGAAGUCAUUGACGAAAUUGAAGAAAUCAUUGAAUAA